AAUGUAUAAAGUCAACAUACCUACCAAUCAAGAUACAGAACAGGUACGUUACCCCCAAGUUCUGUCUCGCUGUCCCUUCGAGGUUUCCCUGUUCCUAAUCCCUGGUACCACUGAUCUGUCCUCCAGCCCUUCAGGUUUGUUUUUUCUAAAAUGUCAUAUAAAUGGAAUCAUACAGUAGGUAGCCUUUGAGUAUGGCUUCUGUUUGCACAACUGUGUUUUGAGAUUCGUUCAUAUGUUAUGCAUAUCAACUGUUUAUUUCUUCUGUUUAUUACUAGCGUUCCAUCAUAUGCUAUUCUGCCAUUUAUUUAUCCAUUCUUCCAUGUGUUUUAACAGCAGCCCUUUGAACUAUGUCCCUAUUAGACAGCAAGGAACUAGGGACUGGAGAUGUUAAAUAGCAGAGCUAAAUUUUGAUAUAACUCCCAAGUCCAGGGUUCUUUCCCACCCCACCCAAGAGGUGAUUUGGUCCAGUGACUCAAUUAGCAUUUCUUGACUGCCCAUCCAAGAGGUUGUCAGGCUUCCUGAGUUGCUGGAGAAUUCCCUUUGCAGAACUGGGGCCUGAGGAUUGAUGAAGGAAAGUAUACACCCCAGUGUGUGACUCACCAUAUGUGCUCCUCUUUUUCUGUCUGGUGACAAGCUCACCAGUAUUGGCAGGAUGGAGCUGCCCAAACCCAUACAGUAUUUAAUAAAAAUUUUCUAAGUCUGUCCCAGGAGUUGACUGCAUUGAGUCUGCUAGGAUAGUGACAUCGAGGCCUCCUGCAGGUAGGAGUGCAACCAUCGUGUUUCACUCCCUGGAACAACCAGGAAGGAAAGACCUAACCCCUGGGUCUCCCUCCACAGUGAUGUCGGAGCUUAGCGAUGAAGCUAGUGAGCCAGAACUCCUGAACCGCAGCUUGUCCAUGUGGCAUGGGCUGGGUGCUCAGGUCAGCCGGGAAGAGCUGGCCGUCCCCUUGGAUCUUCACACAGCUGCUUCCAUCGGCCAGGAUGAAGUGGUGAAGGAAUGUGUGCAGCGGAGAGAGUUAGAUUUGAAUAAGAAGAAUGGUGGUGGCUGGACCCCGCUGAUGUAUGCCUCGUACAUCGGACACGAUACCAUCGUGCACCUGCUGCUCGAGGCGGGGGUGAGCGUGAACGUGCCGACCCCGGAAGGGCAGACUCCGCUGAUGCUGGCUUCUAGCUGUGGCAACGAGAGCAUCGCCUACUUUCUCCUCCAGCAAGGUGCCGAGCUGGAAAUGAAGGACAUUCAGGGCUGGACUGCUCUCUUCCACUGCACUAGCGCCGGGCACCAGCAGAUGGUCAAGUUCCUCUUGGACAGUGGAGCGAAUGCCAACGUGAGGGAGCCGGUAUAUGGAUUUACUCCUUUGAUGGAAGCAGCUGCCGCUGGCCAUGAAAUAAUUGUGCAGUAUUUUCUCAAUCAU
Messenger RNA from Leptonychotes weddellii (Weddell seal), 1412 nucleotides. The record is from RefSeq and is a predicted model, not a curated record. Lineage: Eukaryota; Metazoa; Chordata; Mammalia; Carnivora; Phocidae.